AGUUCUCGCGGGAACAAUAUUCAAAAACCCCGGCGCUUACUGAACAGACCCUCGGCCGAAUGAAGAGGGUGGUAUUUCUAUGCUGAGGUAGAUUUAGUGUCACGCGUCUGGGCGCCCAGUGCUCUCCGGACAGGCCUCCAGUUGCAGCAGCCAGGAAACGUGGGGAGAGAUUGAAAACAGAAAACAUGGAGGCAGAUAUCACAAAUCUUCGAAACAAGCUCAAAGAGUGUGAAGACGAGCGACUGAAAGCUGCACAGUAUGGCCUACAGCUAUUGGAGAGGCAGACGGAGUUGCAGAGUCAGCUGGAUAAAUGUCAUGAAGAAAUGAUGACCACAGCUGAGAAUUAUAACCAAGAGAAGUAUGCCCUUCAAAGAGAAGUAGAGCUCAAGAGUCGGAUGUUGGAGAGUCUGAGCUGUGAGUGUGAGGCCCUGAGGCAGCAGCAGAAAGCGCAGCUGGAGCAGUUAGAAAUGCAGCUGCACAGAAGCCACCGGCAGGAAGUGCACGGCCUGAGAAACAAGUUAGAGAAUCUGAAAGUGGAAUUAGACGAAGCAAGGCUUAGUGAGAAGCAGCUGAAGCAGAAGCUGGAUCACCAGGGGGAGCUUCUCUCUCACAAGUCGGAAGAGCUCCGGCUGCUGUCUGAGCAACGGGCACUCAGCAGUGUGUCGUCAGAGCUGCUGUCUCUUCAGACCGAGCUGACCGAGGCAGAGGGUGUGAAGAACGCCCUCAGAGAAGAGGUGAACGAACUACAGUGCAAACAGGAGCAACUAGAAUGUCUCAACGCUUCCUUACUGCACCAGGUAGACCGGCUUAAAGAAGAAAAGGAGGAGCGAGAGAAGGAGGCGGUCUCUUACUAUAAUGCCUUGGAGAAAGCUCGUGUAGAAAAUCAGGAUCUCCAGGUGCAGCUGGGCCAUGCACUCCAGCAGGCGGCGGAUCCCAACAGCAAAGGAAACUCUCUGUUCGCAGAGGUGGAGGAUCGAAGGGUGGCAAUGGAACGCCGGCUCAACCUGAUGAAAGACAAAUACCAGUCACUGAAGAAGCAAAAUGCCUUCACCAGAGAUCAGAUGAACAAGAUGAAGUUACAAAUUUCCACGUUGCUGAGGAUGAGGGGAUCACAAACCGAAUUUGAGCAGCAGGAACGGUUGUUCGCCAUGUUAGAGCAGAAGAAUGGUGAAAUAAAACACCUUUUAGGGGAAAUUAAUAAACUGGAGAAAUUUAAGAACUUAUAUGAAAAUAUGGAAUCCAAGUCUUCCACAUCAGACAGUGCUUGUGCUCUAGAAGACAGCACCUACUACACAGAUUUGCUUCAGCUGAAGCUUGAUAAACUAAACAAAGAAAAUGAAAGCACGAAGGGUGAACUGUCCAUCCAGAGGAUGAAGGCAUUAUUUGAGAGCCAGCGGACCCUGGAUAUUGAACGGAAACUGUUUGCAAAUGAAAGACACCUGCAGCUCUCAGAGAGUGAAAACCUGAAACUGAGAGCUAAGCUAGAUGAACUCAAGCUGAAGUACGAGCCUGAAGAGAGAAUUGAAGUACCUGUACUCAAAAGGAGGCGUGAGGUGCUGCCAUUGAAUAUAAACACCCCAGAAGAAACAGCUGCUGCCAGUGCCACUGGGGAAGACGUUUCUAGACUUCCACUUGAGAGGAAGGAGGAGUCCUGUCUUGAUAACUUAAAAGAUAACACGGUGCAGUGGAAGCAGCCAGCCAGCCUCUCUCCUCAUAAGAGCCUGCCUCUGGAUACACAGCCGAAGAAGGAGAAGUGUGUGACGCUUGUGGCUAGUCCAGCCAGCACUGAGGUCCUACAUGAACAAAGUGGGAACACCCCCAGUUCUCCCAGGUUAACUGAAGAAUCAAGGCUUCCAACAAAAGUGAAGGAAAGAAAAGAAGCUACAAGCAAAUUGGAAAAAGGAGCUUCUAAGAAAUCACACACCAUCAUGUAUGUGUCCUCGAAGUCAACCCCAGAGAUGCAGUGCCCACAGCAGUAGUGAGGUGCUGCGUGGUGGCCUUGCUAAUCGUCAUUUCUAUUGGUGGGACACCCUUGUGGAGCAUUUGCAUAAACCAGUGCUAAGACCUAGUAUGUUCAUGCCUCGGUGACCAAGAAUUCAGAUGUGGCUGUGAUUGUGACCCAGAAGUUCCUUAAGUGAUGAUCCUGCUCAGAACUAUGAAUCACAGGGAACAGACCAUCAUCAGAAGAGAACGUUAUAAUUUAAACCUAUUUGCUGUGUUGGAUAUGGAAUUUGAAUGUUAUGUGAUUAAAUAAUCUAUCUUAAGAACCAAAAAUUAAAAACUAGAACACUUAAAAUUA
Molecule: messenger RNA, 2299 nt
Organism: Rattus norvegicus (Norway rat)
Lineage: Eukaryota; Metazoa; Chordata; Mammalia; Rodentia; Muridae
Gene: Spdl1
Product: spindle apparatus coiled-coil protein 1
Biological process (GO): mitotic metaphase chromosome alignment; mitotic spindle assembly checkpoint signaling; cell migration
Cellular component (GO): centrosome; nucleus; outer kinetochore
Molecular function (GO): kinetochore binding; enzyme binding
Source: RefSeq, a predicted model, not a curated record